Molecule: messenger RNA, 966 nt
Organism: Fimicolochytrium jonesii
Lineage: Eukaryota; Fungi; Chytridiomycota; Chytridiomycetes; Spizellomycetales; Powellomycetaceae
Exons: 1
Coding region: 33-575 (180 amino acids)
Source: RefSeq, a predicted model, not a curated record
GUUGUAGUGUGUGUGUUGCGAGGGCUCAUAAAAUGCUUGCUGUAGUUGUACUUGUACUACUUGUUGUUGUUGUUGUUGUUGACCACUCCGCCUUCCCUGUGGCCCUGGUCCCAAACUCCGCUCCCUCGGCUGGCGCUGAUACUCCACAUGUUGUUGGACCUGAGUCUUGUCAGGAGGGAAAUCGCCCACAAACCCGGAAUCCUCCCUCCGACGACGGCCGCGUUCUUGUUGGCGGGAGUCGCGGGACUCCUGGGACUCACGGACCUUGCGAGGGGGUGAGAGUGGGGAAGGAGGUUGUUGUAAGGGGUGUUGGUGGUGGUGGUGGUGGAGUUCGGCGGCGGUGGUGGAGGGGACGGCGGGGAGGGGGAUCUGCGGGGGUUGGAGGGGAGACGGGAGGGACAUCUUUGUCGAAGGGUUCACUCAAACGACGUGGGGGGCCGGCGGGGGUUGUUGAAGAAGCGCAAGGUUUAUGUAACUUUCCGGCGGGCGGGUCUCCGAACGUCUCCUAUUAUGACUAUAAUACUACGAUGCAAAUCCUUCGUCCGUCUCCUCCCAAUGUCAAGCCCUCUUUGUGAGGUAUACGUACACCGCAAUAUAUUAUCGUGCGGUACGGGUUGAUGUAUGGACAGUACGAGAGUGGGUGUAUGGCGGCGUUGCAUUCAAAGUGGAGGAGUUAUCCGCUUUCCGAGCGGGUCUCCACAAGGGGGAGUUGUCAUAGAGACCAACGACUCGGUUCCUUCCCAAGGUGGUUCCGCCGCUGGCUGGCUGGCUCAUCAGAAGAGGCGCAAUGAAUCAUCAAUAGGAUGGAAUAUAGGGAGAGUAGAGAUGGACGCGUAGAUAUCUGCCGUAAUGCGAAUGGCUGGAGGGUACCCGAGCGAGUCAUCACAUAUUGCUGCUAAGUACUAUAUCUAGUUGCUACCGCUAAGAUGGAUACGACAUCUACGGGCGACAGCUGUGCGGCAGGGG